This is a messenger RNA of Aspergillus alliaceus, 1187 nucleotides long. RefSeq lists its product as uncharacterized. Bases 188 to 925 code for a protein of 245 amino acids. The record is from RefSeq and is a predicted model, not a curated record. NCBI's taxonomy places the organism in Eukaryota, Fungi, Ascomycota, Eurotiomycetes, Eurotiales, Aspergillaceae. The transcript is spliced from 3 exons.
AUUAGCCGUCAGUCGGGCGCAUUUCUUCUACUUUUUUCAUUCGAGCACUAACAAACAGACGUACUACUUUGUCUCACUUUUUCUUGCCGAUCCCCCCAACACAGCUUCUGUCUCACUACCUCUAAGCUUGUAUUGACCGCAAUUUGCUUAUCCAAGCGGGUGUCACCCUAAUAUAUACUACGCGACCAUGGUUUCCACGCGACAGCAUCCCCGCGACUUCCCGUCUCCACCAACUGGGAAAGCUUCAUCAUCUCCUUCGCCAUCUACCCGCAGUAAUGGCGCUACGAGCAGAUGGGUGCAUACUCCGUCGACCGCCAUCACUAUCUGGCUCGUGCUGUCAGUCCCAUUAGUCAUUUGGGAUGCAGGUUAUGUGUUGCUCCGUCCGCAUAGUAUGCCAGGCAACAAACUGCAUUCGCCUAUUUGGACCCCCUACGCACUAUAUGGAACAAUUGAUUAUAUGUAUGGCUGGCCCGCAUUCAAUGCCCGGAAUGGAUUUACGGCUGCGCAGACAGUUUUAAAUCUUGUGGAAUCUGUCGGGUACAUUUAUUAUCUCUGGAUUGUGUAUAGGCACGGAGUCUCAGUCUCGGGCGGUCGCGGACAGCGCAAAGCCAAAAAGGGACCGAUGUGGAUGUUGAAAACCGACAAAGUCGUCUCCGGACGUCCUGGAGCCAUUGCGCUUCUGGUUGCGUACAGCGCAUUUCUGAUGACACUCAGCAAAACUAUCCUCUACUGGCUGAAUGAGGUUUUCUCCGGUUUUGAUAGCAUUGGACAUAACGAUACGACAACUCUGAUUCUCUUCUGGAUCAUACCAAACGGUCUUUGGAUUAUUUUCCCCAGUUACAACAUCUAUGUCUUAGGCUCAGAAAUGGUGGCUUCUCUUUCAGGCUCCGCGUCGCGCCGUGUUGGACGGUCCAAGUCAUCAUAGGGUCUAUUGCCGGAACGGCCCUUAUGCAGGGGACUGUUACAUGGCAUGCCAAGCGUGGAACGUGAAUCGCGUCUGAACUAACCCUUUUCGAAGAGUGUUAGAAAGGCGAUCACAUAGGGUGAAAUAUGUGUAUAGUCGGAGGGAUAAUGUAUUGGAAAGAAAGGGGGAGGGGCGAUGACAGCCCUGAAGCGUUGUCAUUAAGUCUGUGCACCCCAAAGUUGUAUAGGUAUACACUCGAAAAUAUACUAUCCUGUCUAAUAGU